Scedosporium apiospermum is the source of this 780-nucleotide messenger RNA. RefSeq lists its product as uncharacterized. The record is from RefSeq and is a predicted model, not a curated record. The transcript is spliced from 3 exons. Lineage: Eukaryota; Fungi; Ascomycota; Sordariomycetes; Microascales; Microascaceae. The coding region runs from base 1 to 780 and encodes 259 amino acids.
AUGGCAGUCGAGUACAAACUUCCAUACGAGCUAACCGGGAACGAUUUGGUUACGGGGUUAGUGUCCGAGAUCCAGCUGGAGCGAGACGUGAUCAACAGAGGAGACGACAACCUCGUGUUCCCAGCGAAGGCACUCGCUGCCGCUGCCAUCACCCAACUUUUCCCCCAUUUGGUCAGGAUGGGUGUUCAGUAUGGGUACAUUUGUACGGGACAGGCAUUCGUCUUUCUUUACAUCCCAGACGAUCCUACGAGUGUGCGCUAUCACGUAUGUGUGCCGAAUCUGGACAUUAUCGAGGAUAACGAGAACAGGCUUCACCGUACCGCUUUCGUGCAAGUCCUGGCCUUUACCCUCCGGGCCCUUCGUGUACCACUGCCUCCACAAUCCUGGAAUGAUACUGCUUCAAGACUCGGUAGGUGGGUUGUGGAGUUCAAGGACAUGCUGGCCAGAUUUUCGAACGCAGCCGCCCGCAGGCCACCUUCCGCUUCCCCUCAGCUUGCUGAAGACCGUGGACCGGAUGCGGGCGCCAUGCCGCUCUACCGAUCCGAGGGUUAUAGGUCGCUCUUCAAGUUCCGACUGUCUGCCUAUGGGUAUACCCUCCUUGCCAAGGGAGUAGAGGCUGAGGCAGGGUUUUACGGUGGCAAGCCCUUCGACCUAAACACCACAUCUGGACAAGUCUUGAUUAGGACUUUGGAGGAGCAACGGAAUCAUUUUGCUGAGAGCGAGCUACAAUCCGCCGUAGCGAACCUCUCAGAGCUCCUUGGUGAUGAACAGGCCAAUUAA